AGGUCAUGAAAGUUGUACCCACCCACUCACCGAAGUUACCAAGUAGCAGCCAUGUUGCUUCUAGGGCAGAAACUCCUUCACAUUCAUCAUCAGUAGAAGAUAAAGAUGAGGUUUCACAAGAGGAUUUCAGUUUGCAACAGCCCUGUAAUGCUGAUGAUGUUGUUGAAAAAAACAAGUACAUUAUUCAUAAUAGAGAGGAAAGCCAAGAUCCCACAGAAAACCUUCACAGUAACUCUCAGUUGUGAGUGCAGUAUUAUCUGUGAUCAGUGAUUUAAAGAUUGCCAAAGUCUUUAAUCGUAGGAUCAAGAAUUUAUACUGAUUUCUAUAGAAUUGAGACUUCCUAAUCUUCUUUUCAUACUAUAACUAUUUUAGACUUUCCCCAUAAAGACAAAAAUGUUUUAGGCAAAAUAAUAAGUGGUAUGAUUUUCGUUUUAAUUAUUGUGUUGUAUGUUGAAGUACCUGGAAUUGUUUCUAAUAUUAAUGGAAACAUGCCCCUGAAAUUGAGGUUAUUCCAUCCUGCGUGAAAAGUUGAAUGUGUAAAUGAUAUACAGUUAGCAUGUUUUCAUCUGUUGCUUACCUUUGAGCUUGCAAAGCAAGAGUUUUUGUUUGAUGUAAUAUUUGGAAAACUGUAACAUAUUGUGCCAUUAAACUAUUUCUGUUUAAAUGAUCAUUGACUUAUAAAGUUAUUUAUUUUGUAAUGAAUUGUAAUUUUGCCAUUUUUGUAUGGGAAUUACAUAAGUUUAAUUUUGAUUCCCUUAGUAUAGUUUAUAAUUUUUAUUCCCUUGAGCAUAGUUUAUUUCUCUACAAAUAACAAAUAACUGAAGAAAAAAAAUUGUAUUGCACCUAUAAAACUUAGUAAACCAUAUUUUUUUUGCAUUAGAGAGAGUAAAGAUUUUGUGAUGCGUUAAAGUUAGGUUCUGUGAUCUUAAAGGAGCAUUUCUCUUUAGGUACAGCUUAAUUUUUCAGGUUCCAGUGUGAAUGGGUUGAUAUUCAAAAGCAGAUCUCAAAAGUUGUAUGAGUUUUUAGUCCCAGUUCCAUUACCUCUUAUUUAAUAAUGGGAACAAUUUUUCACAUUUGCUCAGUACUCUAUAUUUUCAAAGAACCUAAAAAAUGUAUGUAUGCGAGAAGCAGGAAAAUAAUGUGAAUUAUGCUGGUUGUUUGCAUAGACAAUUUUGAAAUGACAUUAAUGUUGUCAUGGAGGGGAAAAUAACUUCUUGAGUUGCUAAUAUCUUGCAUCUUUGAAGAAUUAGAAUUUAUUUUCCCAUUUGCAAAUGUAUUAGAUCUUUAUAAACAUUGUAGUGUGCUAGUGUAUGUCUGAAAUAUUUCUGGUGUAUGCAGUGUUCGAAAUCAGUUUGAAUUAAAUUUUUCUUAAUGGGUAAGUCAAAUUCAGCAAAAAAAAAAAAAAAAAUUAAAUUGAAGAUCAUUUUGUUGAAGACCAUUUUAAACCCUUCCAGUACUUGGUUUUAGUAAAUACCAUGGAAAACUAUUAAAAGGCAUGUUGAGAAACUGUUUAGUUAAUUUUAUAUAAAGCAAUAUUGUUAUAUGUAUAAACUAUAGGUGUUCUUGUCACCAUCUUGUAAAUUUGUUUUCAACUAUUAAAAUGUUUUCUCAGU
This is a messenger RNA of Macrobrachium nipponense, 1613 nucleotides long. RefSeq names its product ubiquitin carboxyl-terminal hydrolase 20-like. Gene Ontology annotation, biological process: protein deubiquitination. Gene Ontology annotation, molecular function: cysteine-type deubiquitinase activity; zinc ion binding. The record is from RefSeq and is a predicted model, not a curated record. Gene Ontology annotation, cellular component: cytoplasm. NCBI's taxonomy places the organism in Eukaryota, Metazoa, Arthropoda, Malacostraca, Decapoda, Palaemonidae.